AUGUUCAAACCAAAACAGCAGGAAAGUCAUUCCGACGCUUUUGUUGCUCCUAUGAAGAUGAACUUGAAAUAUGAGGCUAGUUCAUCCAAACCAAGUUCAUUUUGGAAAUAUCAGGAGGAGUAUGAGGCUAUAUUUCCAUUCUCCAAAGAUCAAGUCAUGCAACAUGUCCAAAAAACGAUUCAUGACAUUAAUCAGGAUGAGACAAAACCUGAGAGGGUUUUUUAUUCGGCUGUUCGAGGAAUAUAUCUGUAUGGAUCAAGAACAUUUAAAACUAAUAUGAAUGAUUCAGACUUUGAUUUUGUCUUUUUGGCCGAUGAUUUAACGUCGGAAAACUCCAGCGAGGGUGGAUUUUCAAGAAAUUCACAAUACAUGUUACAUACUACCAUUCGAGUACAACAUGAGAAUGGAGAAACUGAGUAUGAAUUAGAAAUUAUGAUGAUGAACACUUUUGUAUUUCUCGAAAUGGCAUUUGCGGAAAUUCCAGUAAUUUUACUUUCUGUUCAACAACCAAAUGAAAAAUUUGUCUUGUUUGAAGAUGAUAAGAUGAAAAUCUGGAGAGAGAAUUGGAAUAAGUGGUUUUUAAGAUUACCAAGAAGCAGGAAUGCUAUUCUACAUGAACUAAACUUUAGCUACAACAAGGCAUAUAGAUUUUGGUUGGCUCUACAAAAUGGUGUGCACACAACGGAAAAAGCACAAAAAGAUUAUUUGAAGAAAGUCAAGAAAAACUUAGCCCAUGGAAUAAGAUUCUGUAAAUAUGGCUAUCAAAUUGUUUUUGGUGGAUGCAUCUAUGAUUAUUUAGAAACAAAUACAUUGUAUGACGAAUUGGUAUUUAGAACUGAUCAUUUCACAACCUGGCAACAAUUUGAAUCUUCUGUUAAGCACCUAUAUGAUAAAUGGAUGGUUGAAUACAAACAAGAUGUGAAAGCAUUGAUGAGAGAAGCAAGGAAAAACUGUUUGAAUAUGAGGAGAGAACAUCCAUUGCUUGUUAUUGACUUUUUAAAUACGUUCUGCAAAAAGUUUGUCAAGAAGUCCACCUUUAUGAUCGGCUCAAAUGUUGAAGACGUACAGUACAUGUUUGGACCUUUUACGCUCUCCAGACUCUUUGCAAUUUCAGUCUCGCCAGUGCUUCGAUCAAGUGAUGAAAUUAAUAAUCCAAGCAUUUCAACAUUGUUUAAGCUCGAUUUGGAUGCUACUUAUCAGAACAAUGAAAACGCAGUGAGUUUCCGUGAUAUGGAGCUGUUUUUGGAAUGCAAUGGUCUAGUGGUUGAGGUAAAACCUUUAUCAAAUAAUGAUGACACAACAGAAGUGUCGUAUAGACCAGUCUGUGUUCCAAGAUUUUAUUAUGAAAAUUAUCAAGAUUUAGAUGCUAGAUAUGGAGAAAAUUAUUGUAACACCAUUGAUUUAUCUCGAUACACAAUUUUUGAAAAUCCAACUGGCAUUCAGUGCCAAUUAUAUUAUUACAAUGGAGAAUGGAGGAUAUCAUCGAGUGACCAAUACUCAAAGUGGUACUUGUGGGUAAUGAAAAAAGACGAUGAAUUCAAGCAUUGCACAGAGAGUCGUUUCAAAGAAUUAUGGAAUGAACUUGGAAUGCAAUAUCCCAGCAUGGAGGAUGCAUUCUUUAAUUUCUUUUUUGUUUUUCAAGAGAAAUCCAGAAGAAUUAUUUUCAAAGGAUAUAGAAGUCUGGACACAUUCAAAGAAUGCAAAAAUUGGAAAGAGUUUGGUAACAAGUAUCAUUGGAAAGAUCAAGUUAACACGCUCAACUACACCAGUAUGGAAAGCCUUAUUGCUGCGGUGAAUGAUUUCAACAUGUAUUCGCCAUCAGAGUUUGAAGGAGUUGAGUGUAUUGAUUUUGAAAAUUGUGAGCAUGGAUUUCAGCUACGUAGCUCCCUUAGGUUCCGUGUUCCAUUUUUAAGAUUGACGAAUAUCAAUUAUAUUACGUCCAUCAUUGACCAAGAUAUUGUCGCAAACCCGCCAAUGGAUUUAGUGACCUCAAAGUAUAAUCUUGACCUCUUGGUGUCAAUACUUCUUCAAAGCACUUUAUCAGCAGUAGAUAAGUCAGACGAAUUAGCUAUUGAAGAAUUGAAUAGAAUAUUUCUGCCUCUCUAUAGAAAACUGAAAAAUUCAUACCUUACAUUAUGCAAAUUGAUUGAUGAUUUCUACAAUAAUUCCUUACUGAACAUAGAAAACGAUUAUGAGCAGUUCAAUGAAAAAUGCAAAGAUUUUCUUGAAGGAAAGCUUACUAUUGGAAAACAAUUUCAAGGACCAAAAAAGAAACAGCCUCUGAGGUGA
This is a messenger RNA of Naegleria fowleri, 2289 nucleotides long. RefSeq lists its product as uncharacterized. The coding region runs from base 1 to 2289 and encodes 762 amino acids. The transcript is spliced from 3 exons. The record is from RefSeq and is a predicted model, not a curated record. NCBI's taxonomy places the organism in Eukaryota, Heterolobosea, Eutetramitea, Acrasida, Naegleriidae.